GGGAGCGCGCUGGCUCGCCGCUGUGCCGAUACCCGUUGCCAUGGCUGCUCUGCUGAUGGUGCAUCGGCUGCUGCCGCCGUUACAUCAUUCCUGUGAUACCUCCGCAUCGGCAGCCCGCGGCCGCGCUGCUCCGUGCACAGCGCCGGCGCCCCCCGCCAGCUUGCGGCGAGCCUGACACCGGAAAGUUUGGCGGCGAGUUCGAGCGAGAGGCGUCGUCUCACGGGAGCUUCGGCCCGAACUGAAACGACUCCCGAUGGCGCUGUCGAAUAUCUCCCUGUGGAUUCGGGAUGCCUGGGCAGUAGCCACCUCUAACCUGGACGUGGAGAGCAAGCAAGCUGCGCACGCCAAGCUGCCAUGGCAGCAGCCCGUGAAUGUGUUCCUGGCAGCCGGGCGCCCGCCGGGCAUGGAGCAGCUGCACCAGGAGGCACAGCUCAACCUGCAGAGCCUGCUGCAAGAGGAGUAUGAGGAGCAGUACAGCGAGAGCAGGGUCACCGGGCAGACCUUCCGCAGCACCGGGCACCCGCCCCCCGACACCCCUCCGGAGCCGUCACCCCGACCUCCCCCUGCCAAGCGCCUUGAGUUCGUGCUUAUGCCCCCGGGCCGGCGAGCGACAGACGAGGAGAGCACCAGCACGAGCGCACUGGGUGCGCGGCCGCCUGACGCCUGCCUGAGCCUCCCCACCAGCCCGGACAAGCAGCCUGCCUGGCCCAGGGCCUUCCCCCUGCCCACCCUGGAGGAGAAGCAGCGGCACCCGUCCUGCUCCGUCCAAACCAACAUCGUCCCCAUCAAUGUCUCGGGGCAGCACUUUGCUAGGCACGCGAGUGCUCGUCACUCCCUGUUUAACACAGAGACCGCGAUGAACCCCAAGUCCACCCUGCGGCGUAGACGGACCAUUAUCGGAUUCCCUAACCUGUCCCUGCGAGACCAAGGCAGCACCAACGGCCCCACAUCCGCCGCUCCCGUGCCCAUUGCUGAGUCCGUCUCCUGCAACUUCAUGCCCGAGGCCGCAGGGCCGGCGCCACAGGACACUAGCCCCCGCCAGCCCCGUGCCGCCCCACUGAGGAAAACCUUCAGCGACUUGGGGGCGCGCUGCUGCCCCAUGGACCCCGCGGCCACCCCCUGCACCGGCGCCUGCAAUGGCCCGCACGGACCCCCCUUCCCGCCGCCAUGGAGCUACACGGGUCCCCCCAGCCCCACCAGCGGCCAGGGCACAGGCCCGGCCUGCGUCUCGCCGGGUGGCUCCAGCCCUUCGCCCAGCCCCGGCUCACCCGCUGCAGCCGUCGCUGCUGCCACCGCCACCUUCUUCAUCGCCGCAGAGGAGCGCGCGGGCAGCAACGGGCACGGCUCCUUCUCCAGCGCGGUGCCCGAGUCCCCCUCCGGGGAUGGGCAGGGGUACGAGGGCCGAGGCUCCAGGGGGAACUUGCUGCCGGGAAGCCGAGCAGAGGCUGAGCCCGCGGCAGGGCCAGCGCGGCUGGAGGUGGAGCGUGCCGGGUGCCGGUUCCGCGAGCGCUCACUGUCGGUGCCGACCGACUCGGGCUCGCUGUGCUCCGUGGACAUCGCGUACGCCGAGGCGCGGCGGGGCAGUGCCAACUACGCCCUGGGCUACCCCAGCGCCAGCUCUGAGGGCAGCACCAGCACUGACAAUGUCUCGCUGGGGCUGGGGCUGGAGCAGGAGGGGCAGCGGCGCCGGCGCUCCAAGAGCAUCUCCCUCAAGAAGGCCAAGAAGAAGCCCUCGCCCCCCACGCGCAGCGUCUCGCUCAUCAAGGAGGGCCCGGACGACGACGCGGAGCCCAGCCUGGUGCUGCCCAAGGACCAGCGGCCCAAGAGCCUGUGCAUCCCCCCGGAGCCCCAGGGGCACCGGCUGGUGCACGCCGACCCGCGGGGGAGCGCGGGCAGGGAGCCCGAGGGCACGGUCGCCCCCCUCCAGUGGCAUCUCGCGGACUGGAAGGCCAGUGCGGACCCCCCGUACCGCUCCCUCUCCAGCUCCAGCACGGCCACAGGGACCACGGCUGUCGAGUGCGCCAAGGCACAGGGCAGCUCCGAGUCGCUCACGUCCCCCUCUGUCUCCCGGGCCACGACGCCCUCCCAGCUCUCGGCCGAGGCGGACCCCAAGACCUCCUCCCCAGGCAGGCCCCCGGGGCUGAUGUCCCCGUCCAGUGGGUACUCCAGCCAGUCUGAGACCCCGACCCCCACCGUGCCCACCUCCGCCGUCCUCGGGCACUCCCCGCGCCAGGUCCGGGUGAGGCCGCUGGUGCCCGAGAGGAAAUCCUCGCUGCCCCCCACAUCCCCCAUGGAGAGAAGUCCCAAGGCCCGGCUGUCCUUCGACCUGCCACUCACACCCCCAGCCCACCUCGACCUCUCAGGGCUGAAGAUCUCCCUGAAGGGGAAGACAAAGGUCAGCCGGCACCACUCCGACUCCACCACCUUCGGCACCAAGCUGGCCCAGAAGAGCAGCCCCAUCGCGCCCAUCAUGCCGGUGGUCACGCAGUCCGACCUGCGCUCCGUGCGCCUGCGCUCCAUCAGCCGCUCCGAGCCCGAGGACAACACCGAUGGCCCCGAGCACGCCGAGGAGCUGCCGCGCGCGCCCUGCCCUGCGCCCGACAGGAAGGUGAAGCCGCCGGUGGCAGAGAAGCCGCCUCUGGCCAAGCGGCCCCCCAGCAUCCCACCCAAGCCCCCGGUGCUGCGGGAGGAGGGUCCCCUGUCCCCCACGUCCCCGCCGGGCAUUGCCGUCACCACCACCACCAAGGGGCUGCCGCAGGACGGCUUCGUGGUGCUGCGGAAAGGGGAGCUGAGGAGGGGCCCGGGGGAGCCCCCCACGGCCCCGGUGCCAGCAGUGGGACCGCGGCGGCUCUCGCAGGGCAGCCUGGAGGACGAGCCACGGCCGCCGCGGAGGAAGGCCAAGGUGCCGCCGCCGGUGCCCAAGAAGCCCAGCGUGCUGUACCUGCCGCUCGUGCCGGCCCCGGUGCCGGGAGCCAGCGCGGGUGACCCAGCGCCUACCCCCAGCCCCAUUAUCACGCUGGACACCGACCCCACGUGCUGCGACCCAGACGCUGAGGACCCGCCAUCCCCGGGGGCCCCGGGCACAGCAGCUGCCGCCGGUGACGCACCCCCGGAGCAAGGCAGCCCGGCGGAUACUGGCACCGAGGAGAAGAGCUUUGCCAGUGACAAGACGGCCGAGUCCAUCGCUGAGGAGGACGACGACGUGUUUGUGAUGUCCCGCACCACGGAGGAUCUCUUCACUGUGAUCCACAGGUCGAAGAGGAAGGUCCUGGGGCGGAAAGAGCCUGCUGACACCUUUGCCAGCCGGCCCAACUCCCACUCACCCAUCAAGACUUCGGGCUCCCCGACCAGUGAGUCCCCGGCGGCAGCAGCAGCGGCAGCACCGGGCAGCACCGGGAAGUCUUCCAGCAGGAAUGAAGAUUUUAAAGCCCUGCUCCAGAAGAAGAGCAGCAAAACCAGUGCCGGCACCCGGCCAUCUGCUGCCGAACUGCUCAAGACCACAAACCCGCUGGCUCGGAGGGUCAUGACAGAGUUUGCCCCCGAGCUGGAUGGUGCCAGCAGCCCCAGGAGCCAGCCCUAACCACGCGUGCUCUCUUCUGGCCAUGGAGGACUGCAGACGGCUGCAGAGGGAGCGUCGCUGCGGACGCGGCGGCCUGGCUGCCCGCUGAGCCCUGGGUCCUGCUCAGGGCUUUCUUCUGCCUUUGUUUCUUCCUUGGAGAGCUGCGUUUGGAGCCCAAGUGUCUCUGGUGGCGCAGGGCCAAUUCCAGGCGGGAAGAGGCAGCCCUGUGGCUGGGACCAUCCCAGCUGCUCGGGAGGCGGAGCGGGACAGCAGCCCCGCAGCGAAGCUAGCUUGAAACUGUGUGGUCACUUCGGCAUGUGGUACUUUAAAUGGCUUUUCUAAUGCACAGUGGUGAUGAUGAUGUUUUAUUCUCUUUCGUUUGACAUUGUACCUUGAGUUUCCCAGGCAAAGAUCCCAGGUUUGAGUUCGGCUGGAUACAUGGAGAUGUACUUUGGGAAGACGUGAGGGGGCCAGCUGGAACCAAGGUUGCUUUUGAAGAGCCGCAAGAGGUUCCCCCUCCUCAUCCCGAGCACCCUCCCUGCCACGUGGGGACACGGCACCCGGCGCCUGCAGCCGGCGCGACGACCUCAAGCCAACCCCAGCCCCUGAAAGCCCCCCAAAUGCUGCAUUUCAGAGCUCCUUGGCUCUCAGUCCGAAAGCAAACCCCAGGGUCGCCUCCAGCGCCAGAAGCCUCAUCCCGCCAGAUCCGCCACGUGUGGAGGGAGGUCCACCAGCCCCCCUGUGCCCCACAGCCCCCCAGCACCAGCCCCGACAUCGGGUGCCUCGUGCAUCGCACCGGAGCACCAGCAUCUCCUGCAAACAUCGGCCAUGUCACCACCGGAGCACCAAGGCUGCCACAGAGCUGUUGGCCAAACGCAUCCAGACGCCACCUCCCGGGGUCCGUCUGGGGUUACCCGCUGCUCCCCGCAGCGGUCCCUCAUGGCACGUUCUGCGGUGGCGCUGCUGAAGGGUGGUCCGCACGUCCCCGGCUGGGAGCCAGCCCUUGCCCGGGGCACAGCGGCAGGCGCAGGAUGGGAUUCAUCCCCCUGGUCCCCCGCUGCUUCGCCCUGGCUUGGCUGCAGCGGGAGAGCAGAGGCCGCGGUGAUGGGCAGCAGGGCAGGGACAGCCGCGGGGCCGGGGCGGGGCACGGGAGGAGGGCAGGGCUGUGGGGAAGCACCAGCUCCAGCUCCGAGCGUGUUUAGAACAAUUUCCGCUUUAUUGCCAGAUGUGUCCGUGCUGGCCCCGCUGUGGCCCGGUGCCCCCUGGGGCAGCGGUGCGGAGCGGGGAGCACCGGGGCGAGGGGCCAGGGCUGGCCUGGGGGGUCUCUGUCCCCUCGGGAGCACGGCCCCGUGUUCACUCCCGUCCACGCACCCGGGCUGGAUUUGACCCUUCGGGAGGCUCCGCGCCCCUGGCAGUUGAUUCCCGUUCCCCUCGCUCCCAUGACUUGCACAUGGCUCCCUGCCCUCGCCGGGGCUGCAGAUUUAAGCCUGUAAUUCAGAUCCAGGCUGCGAAACUCAGGAAAAAAUAGAAAAAAAACCAAGAAAAAGAAGCGCUAUGAGAUGUCCCUGCUCCAGCCCCUGCCCGGCCCCAGCCCCGGCCCUGCUCCCGGCCCCGCCGCUGCCCAGCCCGGCGCAGGGGGCUGCCGUGCUGGGACGGGGCACUGGGACGGGGAGGGAAGCUCUGGGACGGGUCCGUUUUGCACAUGACUGCUCAGGAAGCCGGUGGUGGCGGUGGCGGUAGCCAGGGGACGGCGGCGAAGCGGGCUGCGGACACGCAGGGGGACGCCCCUGCAGAAACCCAGCACCGCCGCGUUGUCCGCUCUCGGAUAGGGGGUGUCUGGGGAAGGUGACUCCUGGCUGCCGAGCCGGCGGCUGGGCCGUGGGGUGGAGAUCCCCGGUUCUCGAAUGGGCUCUUCCCGGUGGAGCUGUCCCUGGCCGCUCGCUCCCUCCUCCCUCUGCGGGUGCAGAGGCGCUGGGGAGCGCCCGGGCGGCGGUGCCAGCCCCCCCGCGGGCCCGUGCUCCCGGUGGUGUACUGUUUAACGUGCCAGCUCCAGCUUGGUAAACUGCUCCUGCUGACGGCUG
Molecule: messenger RNA, 5640 nt
Organism: Strigops habroptila (Kakapo)
Lineage: Eukaryota; Metazoa; Chordata; Aves; Psittaciformes; Psittacidae
Gene: NHSL2
Product: NHS like 2
Exons: 8
Coding region: 254-3580 (1108 amino acids)
Biological process (GO): cell differentiation
Source: RefSeq, a predicted model, not a curated record